Molecule: messenger RNA, 2301 nt
Organism: Salvia miltiorrhiza (redroot sage)
Lineage: Eukaryota; Viridiplantae; Streptophyta; Magnoliopsida; Lamiales; Lamiaceae
Exons: 8
Coding region: 96-2231 (711 amino acids)
Source: RefSeq, a predicted model, not a curated record
UGGGUUGUCCAUUUGGCGCCUAAAUCUCUCCCUCAAUUUGCCUCACUAUAUUAGGGUUUCACAUUCAAAUUGAGUUUUCAAAUUAUUGAGGGACAAUGAGACGAAGAUUCAAAUCAAAAACUGGAUUUCCACUUACCAAGACAACCGGAGACAUCGCUCGAAAUCGUGGAUUCCAGAAGCCGUCUGAAUUGAAUAAGGCCAAGAGAGUGAGAUUAGCCGAUGCUGAAACAGAUGCUUCUUCCGGAGGCCAUGAAGCAGAUCAGUCUCCGAGAUGUGGUGCCCCCAAGACUUCAGAAUAUGCAUAUUUUAGAAAAGUGAAGGAUGGUGCUGCUAAUGGUCAUUUCCGUGCACUGCAUAAAGAAAAUGAACAGUUGAAGAGCUCCAAAAUCAGUUACCUUCUUAGAGAGACUAAUAAAGAAUCUGAAGAGCUUGGUCCUGACAUUAAAGGUUUCAACUUAUCCAUUUCAGGAGAAAUUGCAGGGCCAUCUGGCCGUAAGCUUUUCGUUUCACCUCCUGUCAAUAGAUAUGAUGAAUCUAAUGAGUUUAGAAGGAAAGAGCUGACUCACAAGACCAAACAAAGGUCAUCAUUGCUUACUGAGACUGCUACACCUGUCGGACAAUGUCUGUUCUCGUCACAGCUGAAUCAAGCAACAGAGAAGUCAGAGAAUCAAUGCCUAGAGAAAGGAUUAUUUUCUGAAAAGAGAAAGAGAUUACGCCAGUGGGUUAGUCAUACUACAUCUUCUGAAGUUGAAAAGCUCCAUCAAAAAGAGUCUGAUUUGGUUUCUUUCCUCUUGUCUCGGCUGAUCCCUAAGGUGAAUGAGAACAAUGAUUCAUUAAAAGAAGAUGCUGAUAAAAGUAGUAAAUCCCUCACAAUGUGUGAGUCUGAAAAUGUGGAGAAGGGACUUUCUUUGUCCCACAAAAGCAACUGCCAUAAGGAACUCCCAAAAGUUUCGUCUGAAAGAUCAAGUGAGAUUGUACUCAGAGAAUGGGAUGGGUUUGACUCAGGAUUUACUACCAAUUGUCGUGAAGAGGAUGGUCUUCAAGAGACCAUGGAUCGUUGUGGAAGAUCAAGUGAGAUUAUACUCAGAGAAUGGGAUGGGUUUGACUCUGGAUUUACUUCCAAUUGUCGUGAAGAGGAUGAUCAUCAAGAGACCAUGGAUCGUUGUGGAGGAUUAAGUGAGAUUGUACUCAGAAAAUGGGAUAGCUUUGACUGUGAAUUUCCUUCCAAUUAUCAUAAAGAGGGUGAUCUUCAAAAAACUAUGGAUCAUUGUGGAAGAUCAAGUGCGAAUAUACUCGAGCAAUGGGAUAGCUUUCACCCUGGGUUUCCUUCCAAUUUCCAUAAAGAGAGUGAUCGUCAAAACAAAACCAUGGAUCCUGAUCAACAUUUAAACAGUCGUAUAUGCAAUAGUUCUGACCCACAGCGUGGUUAUUCUUUCUGCUUACCUUUUGAAAGCUUUAGAUCCCUGGGUGCAUUUCAUUUCAAAGAUCUUGAUGAAUUUGGUCCUAUAUUUAGGCAUGGAAGAGAGGAACCUUAUAGUAACUCACUGGAAUGGAAUUCUGGAUUGGGAAACGAUAGAGUUGAUCGUGGUACCGGGCAGGGAAUAGUAGAUAAUGUGCUCGACACCAAAGGAUUUUGCCCCUCGCCUAUAUUGUCAAGCCAUUGUUUAUUCAACCCAUUGCCAAAUUAUGUUUCAACUGGCUGUUUAAUGCACGAGGUUCAACAAAAUUUCGAUGAUGUGAAGUAUCGAAUGGUGAAACCAGGACGAUUUUCUGUGUCUUUUCCCUGCAGUCCAAAAUGCAUCCCUUUGGCAGAGGACAAAAAUGCAGACCAUGUUCUUGCUAACAGCAACAUUAUAUUGCCUUACAGAGAACCAAGAUGGCCUAAGAAGGUCUGGGAUUGCACACCUGAUAGCGAGUUUUGGGGGAAGUGCUCGUCAGCUCCAGAAUUCUCCACAGAAGAUCAUCCAUCGGUUUUUCAUGCUUGGCAGUUUCCACAAAAUGAGAAUGCUUCGUAUUCCCUUUCUUUGCUGGAGGAAGCCCCUGGAGAAUCAUUUACUUCUUUCUGUGAAGGUUCAUUCGACCACUGUCCUUUUUCCUCUACUCUUCGUUCACCUCUUGAUACAUUCAUGAACUGCCCUUUGUUGCUCAAUCAUGUUAGCCAGGAUAGCGAUGAUGAAGAACUAUAUUUUGAUUAUUAUGACAAUGAAGUGGGAUACAGAAAUAUGCUCUAGAUGUAUAUAGAUUAUAGACUGAUCUCUUUUGUAAGAUUGUUAAUGCAAAAAAUACCGUUGCUUUUGGAAA